UAUAAAAUUACUUUUUAUAUAAAGUUUGGGGUUUUUAAAUUACAUAUGCAAGUUUGGGGUGUUUACUUUGUACCCCUUCAAAGUUUGGGAUAUUUUAAUUACUUUUCCCUUUAGAAAUAGAAACAUUUAUAUGCCAUAUCUAUUUAGUAGUUAAUGAAUAGUUAAACUAUUUGUCUCGAUCACAAUAAAUAAAAUAAAGAAAAAAUUACAUUAAUAUAACUACCUUAAACCCCACUAACAAAAGUAUGACUAUUUGCCCUACUUUUACUCCUUGGUUGUCGUACGAGUUCCUUAUGAAUAGUCACUUUUUUGUAAUCCCAAAUAUUAUUGGUAAUAUUUAUGUAAAAAAACUCAUAAAUAUAUCACUUGGAAAUAAUAGAAAAUAGUGGAUUAAGGAGCGCAAGGGUUUCUGGGCACGGUCGCCGCCUGCUGUUCCUGGAUCAGCCAUGGCCAUCGCUUCUCAACAAAUGAUGGCGUCAAUUUAAGUUACAGAAAAAUUGUGGUGGAGUUUUUUUUCGGGCGACUUGUUCGUGUCUGGCGAUUUCCUCUGUUUUCUGCUGCUUGGUGGCUUUGUGAGAUUGCCUUUGGCUUCAGUAUCUUUGCUACUCUUGCGAUUUUGAAUUCGGUUUGCCUUGUGUAUUUACCAGGUGGGUGAUUUUCCGUUUUUGCUACUGUGUGAAUCGAGUGACUUUGAUUUCGAUCUCAGCGGAUAAUAUAUAGGUUUGGCUCCAUGAAUAUUUUGAGUUGGGACUGUAGAGGUUUGGGUAAUCCGGCCACUGUUCAAGGGUUGUCGGAUAUUAUUCAUCAACACCGGCCGACGAUUGUGUUCUUGAUGGAGACUAAAUUGAGGUGUCAGCGGCCUAAAGAGAUUAUUCAAGCGAAAGGGUUCGCAAAUACAGCGGGAACUGAUAGUGAUGGUAGGAGUGGGGGGCUGGUUCUCGGUUGGAAUGAUGAUGUGCAGUUGUUGGUCAUCGAAGAGAACCCAAACUUCAUUGAUUGCAAGGUGAGUUCAUCGACGGGCAAUAUGGACUCGCAGUUAACUUGUUAUUAUGCUUACUCGGAGACGGUUCAUAGGCGAGUGGCCUUGAACAUGAUGAAGGGUUUGGCGGAUAAUAAUUCUCUGUCAUGGUUGGUUAUUGGGGAUUUUAAUGAUAUCUUAUAUGAAUCAGAAAAGAAAGGAAGAGUUCCUCAUCCUGUAUGGAGAAUGCGUGGUUUCCAGGAAGCUUUAUUGUCGUGCGGUCUACGAGACUUUCCAUUUGAUGGAUACUAAUGGACAUGGGAGCGAGGAAAGGGGACACAGUAUUGCGUGGAGGAGAAACUUGAUCGGGUUCUUGUAAAUGAUCAGUGGUGGGAUAAAUUUUCGGAUGCUAGAGCAACGAUGGUUGAAGCCCCAGUUAGUGAUCAUAUGGCUCUGUGGAUGUGUAUUGUUCCAACUACUCGAAAGAGGAAGGCUAGGAAAUUUAUAUUUGAGAAUAAUUGACUGUGGGAGGAAAGAUGUAGAGCAGUAGUAAUUAAUAGUUUGGGAGUAGGCGAACAUAUGCCUGUGAAUGAGAGAAUUCUUUUUUGGGGAAAAGAAUUAUUGUGGUGGGAUCAAUGCCAUACAAAAGGUUAUCAUCAUCAAAUAGAGGCAUUUUAAAAAAGGCUGGAAGACCUAUGUGGUCGAGAUGAUGAGGGGAGUGUGGCCGAAUUUGUUAGAGUGAGGAUGGUGCUUCAAACAUUGAUGGAAAAGGAGAACCAAUAUUGAAGACAUCGAACAAAAGAUUUUUGGCUAAAAGAAGGUGAUAUUAAUUCUUGUUUCUUCUAUAAUGCAGUUAACAGAGGCGGCGUAAAAAUAAAAGGGGGGACUUGAAGAUGGAAGAUGGGGAGUGGGUCUCGAAUAGAGGUAUGCUUGCAGGCAUUAUUAAAAAUUAUGUUUCUGACCUAUUUAGUCCAGUUUCGAGCAGUACAACAGAGUGGGAGGGUAGAGUUUUCCCCCAAGUUUAGGGUAGACAGAAUGGGAGGCUUACCCGUGCUAUCAGUCCAGAGGAGGUUAAAGAGGCCAUUUUUGACGUGCAUCCAGAGAAAGCGCCUGAGUCAGAUGGGAUGAAUCUAGCUUUUUUCCAAAAACUUUGGUACAUAGUAGGUCCAGAUAUCACGCGGCUUUGUACAGGUAUUUUUGAUACAGGGGUCAUGCCUAUGGAAUUAAAUAUAACUAAUAUUGUUCUAAUUCCUAAUAUUGGAGGCCGAUUGCUUUGUGUAAUGUGGUUUUAGUAAUGAGCCGAGUGCUAAAAGCAAAAUAUUUCCCAAAUUGGAGUUGUUUAGAUGCUAGAUUGGGGAGUAAUCCUUCAUUUAUUUGGAGAAGCAUUUUUGAAGCACAGGCUGUGAUUAAAAAUAAUAUUAGAAGGCGGGUGGGUAAUGGUAUUAAGGUACAAGUAUGGGCGGAUGCGUGGUUACCGGGACGCGGGUCAGGGAAGAUCACUUCACAUCGGCCUCUCGGAAUUAGAGACAUGAAUGUGGCAGCUUUCAGGGAUAUUACGGGGAGGCAUUGGAAUGUUGAUCGGAUAAACAAUUUAUUUAAUGAAGAGGAUAGACUCUUAAUCCUUAGUAUCCCUGUUAGUGCCCAAGACCGUAAGGAUGGUUAUUGGUGGAAAAGGGAAAAUAAUGGAGAUUAUUCGGUGAAGAGUUGUUAUAGAUCGCUUAUGGGCGAGUUCCAGGUUGAGGGCUGGAAGGGGUGGAAGCAAUUAUGGGACCUUAAGGUCCCACCAAAAUUUAAAUUUUUUGUUUGGCAAGUUUUAGAUGGCUCACUCCCGGCAGUUGACAGCCUCAGGAAAAAGGGGUGGUGAUACCGCAUGGAUGCAAGCUGUGUGGCGGCGAUUCGGAGUUCGUGGAGCAUGCUCUAUGAUCAUGUGACAGUGUCCAGCAAGCCUGGAGUGCAAUGGGUGGAUUUGCAGAGUUGCAACAAACCGAGGAGGCAACUUGGCGUACCAGUCGGUUCAACAAGCUGGACGUGGAAGAUAGGAGCAGGUUUGUGGCUAUUCUGUGGAGUAUUUGGAAGAGAAAGAACAACACGGUUUGGAAUGAUUAAGUGCAGGAGACAUCAUGCGUUCUUAAUACAGCGGCUAGCAUGCUGGCUAACUGGAAAGAAGCACAAGAUCUGGGGCCGUUUAAAUCAGCUCAGGGCGGGGCAAGAAAGGAAUAUUGGGUUAAACCGAGACAUGGAAGAAUCAAAAUUAAUGUUGUUGGAGCGGUGGACCAAGAUGGUCAGAAAAGAGCAUGGAGAUGGAUUGCUAGAGAUGACAGUGGAGCUUUUCUUCGAACUGUAGGUGCCUCUAGUACGGCAGGAUGGACUGUAGCUGAGACAGAGGCUAUAGGUAUAUGGGAUGCUAUCCGUGCAACAGAAGAGGAGGGCUGGCAAAAGGUGAAGGUUGAAACGGACGCACUUUCAGUGGUACAGGGUAUUAUAUAAAAGGAGAGGGUUCGUCGAACCUUCACCUUAUCAUUGAUGAUAUAAGGAAGAUUUUAAAAGCAAAGAGUAAUUUUAUUGUCUCUUUUUGUAGAAAGUUUGCGAAUCGUGUUGUUCAUGUUCUUGCAAGGGCACAUGUUUCUAUCUCAGAUCAGAGGAUUAUUUAUU
Messenger RNA from Cuscuta epithymum, 3610 nucleotides. NCBI's taxonomy places the organism in Eukaryota, Viridiplantae, Streptophyta, Magnoliopsida, Solanales, Convolvulaceae. The record is from the annotation of a GenBank genome assembly.